This is a messenger RNA of Trifolium pratense (red clover), 561 nucleotides long. RefSeq lists its product as uncharacterized. The coding region runs from base 1 to 561 and encodes 186 amino acids. The record is from RefSeq and is a predicted model, not a curated record. The transcript is spliced from 2 exons. NCBI's taxonomy places the organism in Eukaryota, Viridiplantae, Streptophyta, Magnoliopsida, Fabales, Fabaceae.
AUGGGCAAGUGGGAGCGAGAUAUUUGGAUUUGGAAGCCUGAGUGGUCAGCUUUGUUAUCCGAAACCGAAUCUGUUUUCGCACAGGAUUUACUGUUAAUUCUGGACCAGGUUAGGUCUUUACGGACAGGGAGUGAUCGGCCAAGAUGGAAUUUACAUGCUGCAGGUUUUUUUACGGUAAAGUCAGUUUAUGUAGCAUUGCAGAACAGGUCUGCUGUGCGUGAUAUAGGGCCAACUACGGCGAAGGCGUUGAAGUGCCUUUGGUUGAAUAAUGUCCCGUCGAAAGUAAGUAUAUUCGGUUGGAGGUUGUUGUUAGAAAAGCUACCAACUAGAGAGGCUUUAUACAAAAAAGGAAUUAUCACAAAUAUACACGAGAGGUGUUGUGUCUUUUGUUAUAAUGAAGUAGAAGAUACUCAACAUAUUUUCUUCAAAUGCACUGUUUCGGAACAGGAAACGAUAGCAAGAGGUUCCGGCACAUUAUUUGGUUGGCAACAACGUGGAGUAUAUGGCGUAAACGCAAUAACAUUUUAUUUAGAGGAGACUUCGUUAAUGUGCCUUCUUUAG